Molecule: messenger RNA, 1344 nt
Organism: Striga hermonthica
Lineage: Eukaryota; Viridiplantae; Streptophyta; Magnoliopsida; Lamiales; Orobanchaceae
Source: the annotation of a GenBank genome assembly
AUGCCUCGUAGGACUUCAAGAGGUCGACAAAGGAUUCCGAUGAGGCGUAUCGAAAACCAAGACGACUUAUACGCAACAUUUUCAAAACGUCGUCGAGGUCUAUUCAAAAAAGCCGGUGAGCUAAGCACACUCUGUGGCGCUAGCACCGGAGUACUCGUUUUUUCUCCAACUAACAACCCAUUUUCAUUUUGGCACCCAUCCAUUCAACCUGUCAUCCAAAGAUGCAGGAAUCCAAAUCUACCAAUAGAUGAUCUUACACGAUCUAUCGAAGAUAACACAGAAGGAAGACUCCGAAACUACAACACACGCCUGGAUGAGGUGCUAGAUGAAAAGGAUAUCAUUGUCCAGCAAGAAAAACAAAUGGAUGAGAAUGAUCAAACUCGAGAGAAAGUUUGGUGGGAACAAACACCUGUGGAGAGUUUGAAUCAAGAUCAAUUAAAGGAGUGGAGGGCAUGGUUUGAAGAUUUUCUCUCUAAAGCUCAUACAAUUAUGAGUGAGAAAGUUGAAAAAUCAAACUCAAUUGUUGUUCAACAACAAAAUGAUUCAAGUAUUGUUGUCCAACAACAAAACACGUCAAAUUUUCCUACUACUCCAGACCCUAGGACGUCCUAUCAAGGUUUCUCUCUCGGACCAUCACAUGCCCCAACUGGCCAAAUGGUUAGACUAUCCCAACCUCCCAAUCCACAAAUCCAACCCCCAUUUAUUGGAGGUGGGAUUGGUCAUGUUCCUAGCCAGUUUUACAAUCAUCAUUUGGCUCACUUUCCACAACCAAUUGGUGGAAUUAAUUUUCUUCGAUUUCAUGGUAUGUUGAAUUACUUCCCUUUACAAACUCAGACUCAGACCACUACUGUCACUGCACAAGACCCUAAUGUGUUCAAUCAUGGUUUUCCUCUUAGCCCAUCAUAUACCCCACCUGGUCAGACGGUGAGACCAUAUCAACCUCCUACUGAGUACAAUAAUGUCCCUACACAAAACCUUGGAGAUGGAACUAGUCAUGUUCCUAGCCAAUAUUACAAUCCCCAGUUGGCUUAUUAUCCACAACCUAUUGGCGGAAUUGAUUUUCUGCAAUUUCGUGGAAUGUUCAAUUAUUUUCCUUCUCAGGGUCAGACUCAAAGUACUACUGAAUCUGGAGCAGCAUCAAGUGGAGGCCAAACUAACUAUUUUCCUUGGUCGUCUCCGAAUUUGACCUUUAGUGGUCCUAGAACUGGAGAAGCUUCUACUAUUAGUGCUACAAAUCCAUCUGUAGUUUUUUCUGAAGCUGGAGAACCAUCUACUAGUCGUGUGCAUAAUGAGACAUCGACCCAUGGUGAAGUAGGAGAACCAUCGACUAGUCGGGGAGAUUGA